GAGGGACAGAGAACACGCUGGGCUGCCGUUUUCCUCGCACUCAUCGUGUGCCACCAGGGUCAGAGUGUAGUCGGGGUACCCACACGGAACCAACGGAAGACCUCCUCGCCAAACUUCAGCUGAUGGUCGCACACCUUCCGCCACUGCUGCCGGCUCUUCCCAUCCUCCGGCGGCUCCAUGACCAAGCCAGUCGCCCCCCCGGCCGCCGUCACGUCUUGACAGGCGAGGACGCGGCCGUCGACGGCGCUUUGGAUGAGGAAGGGCAUCUCUGCAGCGAAGGGAUGGUUGAUGUCGUAUUCCAGCACGUCUGACGAUUUGAACGGGGUGGGCUCCUUGACAACUGAGAUGCCCUCGGGGUAGUGCAGCACCUCAAUCGGCUCGGCAAUGACCCCGUGGCUGCCUGCAGUACAUGAAGGGAGGAAUGGCGGGAAGCACCUGAUCGAAUGAAGGGAGAAGUGCGUCUUUUGCUCACUGUUCUCAAUGACGAUGGACAGCAGGGCUUCUGGAGUUGGACUCGUCACCUCCUCUCCCUGCCCGGGGAGCAGCUUGACCCACCCGUCUCUCUCAAACUACGUACCCAUGUCACACAAAGCCACAGCAGAGAGACGGCGUCCACCAUGCAAUGGUGUGAUGGAUGCCUACCUGAGAGUAGUCCAUCCGCAGUCCCACCGCCCCUUUGUCAUCCUGAAUGGCUUCUCUCUUAUUGUACGCCAGGCGGCCUUCAUCAAAGCUGGCGUGGGCCUCCGUCGCCGCAUCUUCCGUCGCCUCGGUCAGCCGGGCAUAGCAUAUGCAGCCCGAGGCGUUUUCUAUCGAUAGGCUGUGGUGAGCGUUCCGACGACGCAUCUUGCAGGCGGCAGCAGCAGGAGCAAGCGGAACCCUCAGAUCGGAUAACGAAAUUUGCGCGCCAUAUAUCACCGCUAAG
Messenger RNA from Vitrella brassicaformis, 922 nucleotides. The record is from the annotation of a GenBank genome assembly. Lineage: Eukaryota; Vitrellaceae.